Molecule: messenger RNA, 804 nt
Organism: Alternaria ethzedia
Lineage: Eukaryota; Fungi; Ascomycota; Dothideomycetes; Pleosporales; Pleosporaceae
Exons: 2
Coding region: 1-804 (267 amino acids)
Biological process (GO): mitochondrial electron transport, NADH to ubiquinone; mitochondrial respiratory chain complex I assembly
Cellular component (GO): mitochondrion
Source: RefSeq, a predicted model, not a curated record
AUGCGACCAACAUCGGCGUGCCUCGCGCCUGGCUUCGUCAAGCGGAGUCUGGACGAGUUCAAGCGCCUCUCCAACUUCGCACUCAAGCUCGAGGGCCUGCGCUCCCCGUCCAAGCCCUUUCCGCUUAUGCACUUCGACCACGCUGAGGAUCUGGAACGAUGCAAGCGCAUGAGCGACAAAGACAUCGGCGGCUUCUCCACCGUCAACUUCGACCACCAUCCUGUCUCCCAGACGGAACCCCCCCACGUCCGCUUCCAUGGCACCAUAUCCACACAACUGCCACACAACCAGCCACACAUCCAAAGAACGGGCUAUGCCGGAUGGAGGACACUUGAUCGAGGCUCCACCAUCUUUGGCAAGUCCCUGUGGGACGUGAGCAUGUACAACUUCCUCGCAAUCCAGUUCAAGUCGGACGGCCGCAAGUACUUUGUCAAUGUGCAGACCGAGUCGAUUGUUCCUACAGACAUCCACCAGCACCUGCUGCACUCCAAGACACCUGGCGAGUGGGAAACCAUUUUAAUCAGGUGGAACGAGUUCGUGCGGACGAACCAUGGGCAGGUCGUAGAGCCACAGAGGGAGAUGUUGACACAGAAGGUGAGGACGGUGGGCAUAUCCUUGAUAGACCGUAUACCGGGGCCCUACGAUCUGAGCAUUAGCAAGAUUUGGGCAACAAAUGCGACAAACGAGGACGAAUUUCUGAACAGCGCUCCUGUGCCGCGUUUGCAGUCAAGUGCGAACGAUCUCAAGAAGGUCGCGAGGAAAGACUCAGGAUUUGGCCAUGCGUCACGGGAAACAGUUGCAUAG